AUGUUAACAAAGUUAAAUAUUCCUUGUGUAUGGGGUGGUCAUUUGGCUGGAAUUUUACUAAGAAAUCAUGCUGCGCUCUCAGUCAAGAAACCAACAAAGAAAAUCAUUGGUGUUCAUGGAUGGCUGGAUAAUCUUAAUUCAUUAUUACCUAUAGCAGAAAGAUUAAUAGAUCGUAAUCCAAAUUAUGAAAUUUAUUUAUAUGAUCGUUCUGGUCACGGGUUUUCCAGUCAUCUUCCAAAGGGUUCUGAUUAUUCGUAUGCUUAUGGUCUACGAGAUCUUCGUAUUGUUGCACAAACUCUUGGUUGGAAUAAAGAAAAAUAUUCUUUGCUUGGUCAUAGUUAUGGAGCACAUAUUUCAUUUGCAUAUGCAGCAUCUUAUCCAGAAGAAAUUUCAUGUCUUGUUGCAUUUGAUUCUAUUAUUGGAGGCGAAUUUGCAUCGAACCCUUUAUGGAAAAACACUGCUACUCGUAUUGAUAAGAGUAUUGCAUAUUACAAUCAACCACCUAAAUCAUACCAAACUGAAUUAACAUAUGAAAAAGCUAUUGAAUUAGUAAAAAGUUCAAGACUUGGUAUUGAUGAUGAAUCAGCAAAAUUGCUUGUCGAACGAUCAGUUCGUCGAGAUGAACAUAAUAAACUAUAUUUUACACGAGAUGAAGCAUUAAGAAAUUUGCAAUUAUUACCAUUUAGUCAACAUUCGGCUGAAGAAGCAAUUAAAGUUAUUCAAGCAUCGAUUCUGUUCAUUGGAACGAUCAAGCCUCGAUGGCCUGCAUCUAAACGUUCACUUGAAUUAUUAAAAGAACAUAAUCCAAAUUUUGAAAUGCAGUUGAUCGAUGGACCUCAUCAUUUUCAUAUGACAAAGGCUGAUGAAACUGUCGAGCACGUCGAUCGAUAUUUGAAUAAAUAUCUUAAAUAA
Rotaria sp. Silwood1 is the source of this 912-nucleotide messenger RNA. Lineage: Eukaryota; Metazoa; Rotifera; Eurotatoria; Philodinida; Philodinidae. The record is from the annotation of a GenBank genome assembly.